Messenger RNA from Phaeodactylum tricornutum CCAP 1055/1, 1003 nucleotides. Its product is annotated as dihydroderamide delta-4 desaturase. Lineage: Eukaryota; Bacillariophyta; Bacillariophyceae; Surirellales; Neidiaceae. The record is from RefSeq and is a predicted model, not a curated record. The transcript has a single exon. Gene Ontology annotation, molecular function: sphingolipid delta-4 desaturase activity. The coding region runs from base 38 to 1003 and encodes 321 amino acids. Gene Ontology annotation, biological process: ceramide biosynthetic process.
CUUUCGUUACCCAUUCCAAAGGCUCGAAGUGUAAAUCAUGCCGAUAAAUCAGACGGUUACCACAACCGAGUUCGCUCGUGUGGGAACCGACGAGCCACACAAGAGCCGUCGCAAGGAGAUCCUCACCAAGUACCCAGAAAUCAAGGAGCUCUACGGCCCUGACAUUCGCUUGCUUCCUUCCAUUCUCGCCAUUGCGGCAGCACAGUUGUGUUUGUGCGUGUAUUCCACGCAGCUAGUUUGGUAUAAAUGGAUCGUGUUGGCCUAUAGUGCGGGCGGAACCCUCACUCAUUGGCUAAGUCUAGGGAACCACGAGUUGGCGCACAACUUGUGCUUCAAAACCACCCGUUAUAACGAAGUUCUUGGGAUGAUUGCUAACUGUGCUCAAGGAUUGCCUUCCUUUGUGACGUUUCGCAAGUAUCAUCUCGAUCAUCACUAUUUUCAAGGCAUCGACGAGAAGGACGUCGAUGUCCCUACAGAAUGGGAAGGCAAGAUUUUCAACACGACCUUUCGCAAGAUUAUCUGGGUCUUUUUGCAACCACUUUUUUACGCGAUUCGACCCCUUGUGGUUCGACCCAAGCCUCCCACUAUUCACGAAGCCAUCAACGCUGCCACCACCAUUGGGUUUGAUCUAUUCCUCUGGUACCAGUACGGCCUGAAAGCCCUAUUAUUCAAUCUUUGUUCCACCUUGUUAGGCAUGGGUCUCCACCCUGUAGCCGGUCACUUUAUUGCCGAACACUACACGCUUGCCACUGGCCAGGAAACCUACUCUUACUACGGACCUCUCAAUCUCGUCACCUUCAACGUUGGCUACCAUAAUGAGCAUCACGAUUUCCCACGCGUCUCAGGUUUCCGGCUUCCCCAAGUCAAAGCCAUUGCGCCGGAGUUUUACGACAAUUUGCACAGCUACGAGUCGUGGACGGGUGUCAUUUACGACUACAUUGUGCGACCCGAUAUUGGGCCCUUUUCUCGAGUCAAGCGUCCCGAUCCUACCGCAAAUCGAUAG